UUCGGGUGAUGACGGUAUUGGCGGCGCGACAUGGCGGUGUUGUUGGAAACGACGCUGGGUGAUAUUGUGAUAGAUUUGUACACUGAAGAGAGACCCAAAGCCUCGCUAAACUUCCUGAAACUUUGCAAAAUAAAAUUUUACAACUAUUGCCUCAUUCAUAAUGUUCAGAGAGAUUUCAUCAUACAGACGGGUGAUCCCACCGGGACGGGACGUGGAGGAGAGUCUGUGUUCUGCAAACUAUAUGGUGAUCAGGCACGCUUUUUUGAGCCCGAGAAGAUGCCCAGGAUUAAGCACAGAAAAAAAGGGACGGUGUCUAUGGUGAACAAUGGCAGUGAUCAGCAUGCCUCUCAGUUUCUGAUCACCACAGGUGAAAAUCUGGAUUAUUUGGAUGGCGUUCACACAGUGUUUGGAGAGGUCACAGAGGGUUUUGAUGUGCUCGCUAAAAUCAAUGAGGCCUUUGUAGACACUGACUUCAUUCCCUUUCAGGACAUCAGGAUUAAUCACACCGUGAUUCUGGAGGAUCCGUUUGAUGAUCCCGCUGGACUCCCGGUGCCGGAUCGAUCACCUGAACCCACUAAAGAACAACUGGACAGUGGUCGUAUUGGAGCGGAUGAGGCCAUAGACGACAAUGAUGGUAAAGAUGCAGAGGAACUGGAUGAGCUGAUCAAAGAUAAAGAAGCUAAGACACAAGCCAUUUUACUGGAGAUGGUAGGGGAUCUGCCCGACGCAGACAUUAAACCUCCAGAGAACGUCCUGUUUGUGUGUAAACUCAACCCGGUCACCACAGAUGAAGAUCUGGAGAUCAUCUUCUCACGCUUUGGCCCCAUUAAAUGUUGUGAGAUCAUCAGAGACUGGAAGACAGAAGAAUCUCUCUGUUACGCUUUCAUUGAGUUUGAAAAGGAGGAAGAUUGUGAGAAGGCGUUUUUUAAGAUGGAUAAUGUCCUGAUUGAUGACCGUCGCAUUCACGUGGACUUCAGCCAGUCGGUGUCGAAGAUCAAAUGGAAAGGCAAAGGUGGAAAGUAUACCAAAGAUGACUUUAAGGCAUAUGAAAAAGACAUGGACAACAAAUCCAAGCUGGCUUUAAAGGACAAAGUUAAAAGCAAACCCGACUCCCGUUACGAGCUUCUUUUAGAUGAAGAUGAGGAAGAGAAGAGAGACGACAGAAAACGACAUUCAGACGCUGACAGAACGAAAGAUAAGAAAUCAAAGGAUCGUGAUGAGAGUCGGAGAGACAAAGAUAAAGGCAGACAGCGUUCCCGAUCCAGAGACAGACAUGAGAGAGAGCGAGGCUGGGACAAACACAGAGACAGGGGAAGAGAGAGAGACGGCGACUUUAAACGGCAUAAAGAGAAGAGCCGCAGACGAGAGCGCAGCCGCAGUCGCAGCCCUAGAAGAUCAAAGUAUUAAAGUUGUGAUGCAGCGUCUCACAUUAUAUUGUUUCAUUACAAAUGAAUUCAGGUGGUGUGAAUGAACCAACGAUUUCACUUAAAAUAUCGUCUUGGCUCUCAGCUUUAAUCUCAUUUCAUUCUUUUGUAAAAGUUUUUGAAACUCUGAUGUAACAUUUAAACUAUUACAUUUGUAUACAAAGAAAA
Molecule: messenger RNA, 1592 nt
Organism: Paramisgurnus dabryanus
Lineage: Eukaryota; Metazoa; Chordata; Actinopteri; Cypriniformes; Cobitidae
Gene: ppil4
Product: peptidylprolyl isomerase (cyclophilin)-like 4
Biological process (GO): protein peptidyl-prolyl isomerization
Cellular component (GO): nucleus
Molecular function (GO): RNA binding; peptidyl-prolyl cis-trans isomerase activity
Source: RefSeq, a predicted model, not a curated record